Molecule: messenger RNA, 706 nt
Organism: Pistacia vera
Lineage: Eukaryota; Viridiplantae; Streptophyta; Magnoliopsida; Sapindales; Anacardiaceae
Product: protein yippee-like 5
Exons: 2
Coding region: 1-462 (153 amino acids)
Source: RefSeq, a predicted model, not a curated record
AUGCUAGUGGGUUUUAAAGAGGACGGCGAGGGGAAGAUGAGGAUGGAGUCAGGUGGUUUAAUUGACGCUGGAAACCGUCCAGAUCACAUAAGCACAAUUGGUCGAGCAAAGGCUGGGGGUCGUACAAACAAUGCAAAAACGAUGCAAGAUCAAUCUGAAAACAAACCAUUUAGGCUUGGGGAAAGAAUCUUUAAAGCUCUGUUAUCUUUGACUUUGAAUCUUGUUGUUGGGCAGGCAACCAGUGGUAGAGCUUUUCUAUUUAGCCACGCAAUAAACAUCGUUGAAGGGCUGAAAGAGAACCGGCAUCUAAUAACUGGUCUCCAUACAGUUGCUGAUGUAUUCUGCUCUGAUUGUGGAGAGACUUUGGGUUGGAAGUAUGAACGCGCCUAUGAUGAAUCACAGAAGUACAAGGAAGGCAAAGUUGUGCUUGAGAAUUUCAAGAUUGUCAAAGAAAAUUGGUAGCCAUUAUCAGUGAUCUUGAGUCUGUUCAUGUUGGACCUGUACAGAAGAAUUAAUUCUUUUCAAGUGAAUGGUUUUCAUCACAUAUGGAAGUCAAGGCAUAAGUGCCAUAUGUUGUGUGUGGAUAAUAUUGUAAAUGCUGGUGUUUAUAAAUUCAUUCGGAUUGCACACGGAAUGAAUAUUAGCUGACAGUUACUUUUUGCUUUCAUGCUGAGAAAAUGGAUGGGAGGAAAAGAAUUCGUUCAAA